Molecule: messenger RNA, 1850 nt
Organism: Sclerotinia trifoliorum
Lineage: Eukaryota; Fungi; Ascomycota; Leotiomycetes; Helotiales; Sclerotiniaceae
Source: the annotation of a GenBank genome assembly
AUGGAUCAAAAUUCGUCCAAUUCCAAGCCUAGAGGCAGGGGUAGACCCAAAAAGACAUAAAAAAUAAUAGAGAAACCAAGUUCUCCUCAAAUUUCAGACUCGGAUGGAGAAAUACAACACCAACAACCAUCAAAACCUUCUACGCGGCGGUUGACCGUCCAGAUUCCAUCGAGGCAGAAAUCCCCUAUGUCGAAUAAAAGAUCGAAUCCAAAGGAUUCAGACCAAGAUGAUGAAGAAUCGUCAGGAGAAGAGCAGAACCGUGCGAAACGUCGCAAGAAAGAUCGAUUUGAUCAAGAUCGCUCCAAUGAUUACACUCCACUAGAAGGAGAUGAUGAUAGCAGUGAUGAUCCAUUCAUUGAAGAGCCCGAAGGAAACAAGCCGAAUACCAAGACCAAGGGCAAGGGCAAAGGCAAAAGCAAAGCAACCAGAUCCCAUCGGAAGAACCUGAGAAAGUUCCAGGUGAAGAUGGGGACGUUGUAUUUGAUGACCUCUGGACUUUGGAUGACGAGUCAAACCUUGUAAUGAGCUGGUCAGAAGAUGACCAGACUCUUCUGGAUAGUCUACCCAAAGCAGAAAUUGCUCUAUGGAGAAGAUCAAUGAGGUUGUUUGGCGUUGGUCCCGAGGAAUUAUUUCCUCCCAACGUCACCAUAUCAAGGGCAGACCUCCCAGAUUAUGUGGGCAAUGAGGGUCGUGAAAUACCCAACACUAUACACUUGACCACGAAGUUCUGUGAUACUUUCAAGUAUAUCAUAUCUCUGCCACUAUUGGCGAAAAGACGGAGUUUGAUUCAAUAUUUAUUGACAAAAGCUUUACGUCUCAGGUGUGGUGAUCGAUGUACGGUUCCUGAAUCUUUCGAGACACACGUUAUGGACAUGGAUAUAACCGAGCUACUUGAAACCCUCAGACACGCAGGCAUUAUCGGGAACCUUACACGUGGACAAGAGCGGAUAUUCAGAGAUAGCCUUGGUGAACAUUUCCCGGAACAUUUCCAUUUUCACAAGCAUCUCAAGCACUUCGUAAAAGCCAAUUCUGGGAUGAAACCACAAAAGGCAUCGAAGAAUGCAAGUGCGAAUGAAGAUGAAGGUUUUGAUACAUAUCAACUCCGUACCAGGGAUUUGAAUAAUAUUAUCAAAGCAUGGGACUCUUAUAGAAAUGAUCCCAAGAAUUCCCAUUACCGCUUGCCAUCUAUGAAGGAAUAUUUUGAUGAAAAUAAAAUUCUGAAAAAUAGGAAAGGGGACGCUUCUCUUGACCAAAUCAAAUGAUGGAAGAAGAAUUGGGUAUUAUCACAACGUCGUCAGCAACUCAGGUCGGAGAAACAAUCCAAUCUGAGGGAUCCUCUUGGAGAUGAAAUCCUUGAGGAUAAUUUUUUAUCCGAUGACGCUGAAGAUUCAGGCUUUGGUCUAGGCCAUGAUGGCAGAAUUUCUAAUGAUGAGGAAGAUCAGAAUGAUGACCCGCUUAUGGUAGAUGACGAGCCCUUUGGUAUGGGCAUGGUUUCAGGGAGUAGAUCUCCCACGCCACCUGGACCUUCAGAAGCUCAAAUAAUUGGACCAUUGGAAGUUCUUGCUGGUCCGGAAUGUCGGAAUCUUCCGAAUAUCCCAUCUCUUCGGGAUUUCCUUGCUCCAGAUGAAGCUAUAGACAGCAAAAGCGUUCAUGGCUGCCAACAUACAACUAUACUCCCAAAUGCUAUAGCAAAAUACGAAAUUCAACAGUCUCUAGAUGAAGAAGAUAAUACUCUCGUUCGGAUAUCGAAUAAGCCAAUGGGAAAAAACGCAUUAGGCACAAUGGUUCGAUUAAAUUUGACUCAGUUGAAGAUACUUAAAACUGAAGCCUAUACAUACUUAAGCAAAUGA